Messenger RNA from Ahaetulla prasina, 5773 nucleotides. RefSeq names its product tubulin tyrosine ligase like 10 (gene TTLL10). The transcript has 13 exons. The coding region runs from base 3139 to 5556 and encodes 805 amino acids. Gene Ontology annotation, biological process: protein modification process. The record is from RefSeq and is a predicted model, not a curated record. NCBI's taxonomy places the organism in Eukaryota, Metazoa, Chordata, Lepidosauria, Squamata, Colubridae.
UUCUUAGUUUGGCUGCCUCUGCACCGUAGCGGCCAAAAUUGUGGAAACUUUUUGGGAAAAGUGUAUUUUCUAAAACUAGCGAAUAGCACCACUUCUUUUUUUUUUGAGUAGUACCGAAAAAUGAUAUAUCCAUGGAAAGAUAAUUUAAUCAAGAAUGUAAUGCAAUCACUUUAAUGAAGGAUUUGCUAUUAGAAUAGCGGUUACAGUAUAAAGAAGAAAAGUGAAACACGUAGAAAAAACGAGAUAUACAAAAAUGAUCCCCACGUCAGUUAAUACUUAGUUGGGUAACCUUUAGCAUGAAUUACAGCCUUACAACCUUACAACGUCUUCCCAUGGAGUGAACCAAGUUUUUGAAACCAAGAUUGCUUCUAUUAACUGGGUUUUAUUGCUGGAUUAACAAGUUUCUUUAGUCGGCUCCAUAGAUUUUCAACUGGGUUAAGAUCUGGGCUAUUCCCAGGUCAUUCCAGCAGUGGAAUAGGAUUAUCUUGAAACUUAAAAAAAUAAAAAAUAAAAGUGGUAUCAUAAGCCAUCAAACUUCCAAAAUACACUUUUCCCAAAAGGUUUCCACAAUUUUGGCCACCACUGUGAAUCCACGUGGUACUUUGUCCCGCUGGGGAAUUUUGAGAAAAAAUAAACAUGGCAGCUGAAAGCAAUAUGGAAAGUACAAGGCAAAAAUCUGUUUAUUUCUAUCAACUCUUCUUAGGUGCCCCGGAUUUUUAGAAUUAGCUCGUCCACUGGAUCAUUUCUUUAAAAGAAAAAAAUUAAAUUUAAGAUCAGCCCCAAUCGUUUCACCUGAAGAGGGUCUACGGGUAAGUCUGCGACUUACAGCAGUUCGCUUAGCGAACGCUCCAAGUUACAACGUCUCUUGACAAAAGCGACUUCACGAUUGUUUUUCACGCUUUCGACCGCUGCAGCAUCCCCAUGGUCGUACGUAUGAUCAAAAUUCAGAGGCUUGGCAACCGGUUCCUAUUUACGACCGUGGCCAUGUCCCGGGGUCACGGGAUUGCCCUUUUGCGACCUUUCAACAAGCAAAGUCAAUGGGGAAGCCGGGUUCCCUUAACAGCCUUGCUAUUAACUUAACCACUUGCCCCGACUGUGGCAAGAAAGGUCAUAAAAUGGGGCGAAACUCACUGAACCAAUGCCUCCCCUUAACAACAGAAACGUUGGAUUCCUUUGUCGUCAUAAGGCAAGGACUGCCUGUAUUUCAAAGGUAUUCGAUUCGGCAGCACAGCCAAACAAGAGGGUGCCCCCCCGCCCCUCUAUCUUGCAAGCAUGUGAUUAAAAGGGAAAUCGUCCUGGAAAUCUCAUAAAAAGAAGAAAUUAGGGAAAGGAAAGACCUAUAAAACCUUGGCUCCCCUUAGCAGACAAUUUGCCUGGAGGCAAAACUCAGUUGCAUAAAUAAGAGCAAUUUAAGUGGAAGGUUAAAAACACACACACACAGCCACACAAAUAUUUGCAUGCUAUAAAAAAACAUGAGCUAGAGGUAGGGGAAUAAAUAUCCUGUAAUUUUUGUUUGGCUGGCAUGGCCAAUGGUUAAUUGUCCCACUGCGGCUCUAAACAAUCAAUUUGAGAUGGCAAAAACAGGCGUAGAUAUGGAGCGGAGCUGACUGUUUGAAUAAAAGGAUGGGAUUUCAAAAUAUCUGGCAACUAAUGGAUAUCUGGAGUAGCAUUACAUCAACCCCCAAUUUUCUCCUUAAUUUCUGAUCAGGUCCGACUUCAUGCUCCAACACUGGCAGUUUUUAAGAUGUUGGAUAACCAUUUGUCUGAAGUGGUGUAAGGUUUCCUGCCUAAGCAGGGGGUUGGACUAGAAGACCUCCAAGGUCCCUUCCAACUGUAUUGUUCUGUUCUAUUCCUAUUCUAUUCUAAUCUAUUCUGUUCUUUCUGGAUUCUAUUCUCUCCUGUCCUACUCUACUCUACUCUACUCUAGUCUAUUCAUGGGAUUGAGGGGAUACUCUAUCCCAUCAAAAGAUUCAAUACUCAUCUUUACGUCUUGCAACAGUUCGGUUUCUGUUUCAGCAGGGGGUUGGACUAGAUGACCUACAAGGUCCCUUCCAACUCUGUUAAUCUGUAUCUUCCAUCAUAAAGUCCACUUUUCCACCAGCCUCACACAAACUUCAUUUCUCUCAUUUUUUUCCUGGAAGUUGGAGAUUUCUUCGAUUUAGCAGGGCAGUAUUAGCAAGCAUUUUUUUAGCCUUCUCAAACGGUGUCUAUGUGUGUGUGUAAAAAUCCAGCUUUCCCAAAUCUCAAAACGAUCUAAAAACACACACUGAAAUAGCCAAAGAAGCAAUAUUAAAUUAAAUAAGAUUAAGGUGCAUGUUUAUCCAUUUAAAUACCCAACAGAGCUGGUAGCCGAUUCCUUAAAAUCUCUUUGGGGAUGCUUGGCUGCAAACGGACUUCAUCAGUUCCACAACAAUCUCUUCCUGGUAUUUUAUCCUUCUUGACAUUCAAGUCCGUGGAACUCCAGAAAAUUAUAAUUUUUAUUCAUUCCACAAAAACACCCUGGAAAAGGGCCUCGACGCUUCUGCUCCGCUGUCAGAAUUCGAUCUCGAAACUGCAGCUAUUUUUUUAAAAAAAAAAACCAAAAAAUUCAAUCUCUUUCCAAGCACGCUGGCCAGGCUGGUUUUUUGAAAAGCCUCUCUCGGUCAAAGCAACUUUUCGGUCGAAGCCCCAGCCGAGCCGUGUGCGAGUCACGACUUCGAAUCCGAACGCCGACUCUAUUCCAUUUGAAGAGAGAGCGAGAGAGAGAGAGAAAGUUCUUAGAAAGUGAGCCAAACUCGCAUCGAAAGUGGCUGUUUCUUUUGACACCUGGGGUCACAUUUCCAGCUUAAAGGAAAAAAAAAAAAGUCAAAUCUUAGAGUUUGGCAGAAUUGAAAGAAACGGUCGGGAGAUUACAUCGAUAGACAACGCGUAAAAUUCAGCUCUUCUGCUUUACAAAUUCAGGAUCCGUAGAGCUUUUUUUUCCUGGUGCCAUCCAAACGUAUUGGAUCUUUCGCUAUUGAAUCUGAAGGCCUCUGCUUCACCUGUUGAGCUACAUAAUAAGCCCCCGCUCUGUAGCUGUUGGCCAACUGACCUGGAGUGUCGAAACGUGACAUCACAGCCUCUCCAUUGUGACCCGGGCGUAAGUCAGCUUCCAGCAGUAUGGCUUCAGAGCAGGAAGUAGUUUCUCCACCGACUCGCUGGGAACCAAGGAUCUGCAAGAAGAAACUCCUUAGCUUCCCGCCCCGUUUGACUCUCCGAAGACCUCUGUGCUUCUCAGGAUGGAUGAGCGAAAGACCGCUGGAUGGCAAUGAAAGAGCAGCUGCCCUACGCUUAGGCUUCCAUUGGUUCCCAUACUACAACAAAGCAGAGGAGGCCCACCGGGUGACGAAGCUGCCCAAAAGACGCCCGGGACAGAUUCAUCCAAAGGUUCAAAGCAGCACAACCCAUCAACAAGGAGACCCCAAGACUGUAGAAAACCCCAGGAAGCAGAAAUACAGAAGUCUUUUUCCAAGCCAGGCCCUGAAGCAGUGGAAGACCUACAAGCAAAGCGGGGUUCCCAGAGUCGCCAGAGGGAAGUUCACAUAUGAAUUCAGAUCAAAGAAGCCCAGAACCAUCCUGAAUGCGGCGCUCCGAAUGAGUCACCUGGCAGAGAGAAGAAAUGAAGAAGGCCCAGGAUCGGGGCCGUUCUUUUACAUCGGCGGAGCAAAUGGGGUUGAUAUCUUGACUAAUUACUGCAAAAGUAAAGGGUGGCAACGGAUUUAUGACAACCGGAGGGAAGACUACGUCUUGAAAUGGUGCGAGACCAAGUUUCGGGACACCUAUUGCAACUUCCGAGAAGGAGAGCAGCUUCUCUACCAGAUCCCAAACAACAAGAUCCUGACGACAAAGAUCGGCCUGUUGAUGAACCUCCGGGAAUAUGACCGGGUGAUGAAGAAGAUCGGCCAGGCAGCCAAAUUGUUAAAAAUGGAAGAUUUUUUCCCGGAGACUUUUCGUCUGGACACCAAAGACGAGAGAGAAAUCUUCUUUGAAAUAUAUAAAGAGCCUCACAUUUGGAUCUGCAAACCCACCAGCUCCAACCAAGGCCGAGGCAUCUUCCUCCUGAAAAGCCAAGCCGAGGUCCGAAGCUUGCAAGCCAAAUUCCAAAGCAUGGAGGACGAGUCGACGUAUAAGAAGGUCCCUUACAAACUGCCCCAGGCACGAAUCGUCCAAAGGUACAUCGACCGUCCGCUGCUGCUGGAGGGGAAAAAAUUUGACGUCCGCUCUUACCUGCUGAUCGCCUGCACGGUGCCGUACAUGGUCUUUUUCGGCCAUGGUUACGUCCGCCUCACCUGCCUCAACUACGACCCCAAAUCCAAUGAUCUCACUUCUCAUCUGACCAACCAGUACGUGCAAAAGAAGAGUCCUAUUUACACCCACGUCAAGGAGGAGACUGUAUGGCUGAUGGAGCGCUUCAACAACUACGUCAACGAAAAGUUCAGACAAGCCAAAGGACUCCCUAGAGACUGGGUCUUCAACGGCUUUACCAAAAGAAUGAAAGAAAUCAUGCUACAGUGUUUUCUCUCUGUCAAAUCCAAGCUGGAAUGCAAACUGGGCUUCUUUGAUCUCAUCGGCUGCGACUUCCUGAUUGAUGAAGAUUUUAAGGUGUGGCUCUUGGAAAUGAACGCCAACCCUGCAUUGCACACCAACUGCACGGCAUUGAGGACCGUGAUUCCCGCGGUGGUGAAUGAGACGCUGGAUCUGACCGUCGAGAUCUUCACCAAGGCCCAGAAGACUCAGAGCAUCCUCCCUCUGGAGUCCCUCUGCCAUUUCACCCUCCUCUACAACGGGACGGCAUCCAACAACGGGCUCCCACAGGCAGCCAAGAGCAAAACAUCUCUCUGUUCCUUAAAGAUCCCCCGGAUAAGUCUGGAGAAGGCCACCAGCAGCAGCAACCCCGGGCUGCCCAACCUUCCACCGGACAAACAGCCGCCUCCCAAAAUCCCUGAGAAGAUGCCAAAGGCGGACAGCAGAGGAGACAGCAGGGGAGAGUCCUCUGGCGCUCUUGAAGGUCUGGCGGCGGCCCCCAACAAAGGAGUCCGGCGAAACCCACUCCCCAUGCCUCAGAUCCAGAUCUCCAUCGUCCCCAGCCUGACCUGCUGUCCUUCCGUCAAAGCCAUCCUUCGGGGACAUCAAGUCUGCACCAGCGGCAACCAGUACAUCAUCAAACCUGUUCCGGCCACCCAAGACAAGGCCGAGGGCCCCGAGGAUCAAGCCAAGGUCCUGAACCUGCCCCGUGGGAACUCCAAAGAUAAGUCCUACACAACAUGGUUCCAGCAAACCUUUGGGACCAAGGUGCCACUGGCCAGCGAACACGGUGGCGCAGAGAAUGCCUUGACCAGCUCGCAGAUGCUCUCCCUCCAUCUUCAAUCCAACUUGCCACCCAACGGCCUGCUUCUUCCGGAAUUCCCCAAGUCCUUCUCCUCAUUUGUGGUCAAGAGGCCGCCGGCGGCCGAGAGCAAGCCCAGGGCCGUAGCCGUCAGCCACAGUUGCCGGGAAUCGCUCCCAGAGGAGAAAAAGAUCUCCCACCGGGGCUCUUAAAAUGCUGGACACUGGUGUAUUUCCAAAGUCCUCGUUCUCUUUUUCUUAUAAAGAACAAAACCAGGGAAGAAAAAGAAGACCAGAGAAACACCCUCCUUUCUGAUGUGUUCCAGCAUCUUUCUUGGCACGGGGGUGGGUGGGCACGGCGUCUGUGUUUUAUCUCUCUGGGUCUCUUAAAUAUUUCUCAGAAAAACCACAGGGCGAAAUACUGUAUUUG